Molecule: messenger RNA, 219 nt
Organism: Rodentolepis nana
Lineage: Eukaryota; Metazoa; Platyhelminthes; Cestoda; Cyclophyllidea; Hymenolepididae
Source: the annotation of a GenBank genome assembly
AUGUACCCUCUACCACUCACAAGUGAAUUUGAGGAUCAGGAAUCCAUGCGUGACGCCAUUGCUACGAGAAUGAACCACUACGACACGGCCCAUUACCUUCCUUCCUUUCUUCCAUUCCUGAAGGUUCAACUGCUCUCAAUGUUUCUGCGGUUGACUCAUCAGAAGAAGAGACGAAAUCGCGUCAUCAAACUCCAAGGUCACUUACGGUGGAUGCUGUGA